UUCUCAAAGGAAUACCCACAAUUCAGGCAAUCCUUAUGCCCCCUUUGGGAGUGACAAGAAGGAAGGAGAACCAAUUCUAAUACCUCUGAAGUUAGUGCAGAAUCCAGAUCAGUCUGAAUAUCCACCAACGGAUUAUGGGUUUGAGCGGGCCAGUACAAACCCACAUGGAAAGGCACAUGUUAAUCCUUCCUUCGAGUAUGAACCAGAAUCUGAAGGGAUAUUACCUACUACCAGCCGGGCUUUCAAUAUUCAGAAUGCAGACAGUUAUUCAGAUGCAUCAGAGAGAGUUAAUAUUGUCCAGAGGCGUAGCAGGCGAUCCAAUUAUGCAACUUUUGCCAGGCCCAGCUUGCUUCGUUUAGACCCAGAAUAUAUAGAAGCAAAGAGAAAAGAAGAGGAAAAAUUAAUCAAUGAUCUGUCAAGGAUGUCCACGCAUGAAAGAGUUAGAGCAAUCCAGAAGAUUCCCAAAUCAAUGAAAGAAAAACGAGAGAUUAGGAACCGUGUUCUAACAGAAAGAAAAAAGAAGUCCUACAACCAGGAUGCUCAUCUUAAUUGUUGUGCCCAAUGCUUCUACAACAUUGCUUUGUUCUUCAGGCAGUUAAAGAACAGUUUUGUUGACUGCCUUCAGCUCUUCCAGUUUUGGCAGAAGACACUCAAAGACAUUGGCAGCCAAUUUGGGACCAGCAUCCAUUCCUACUUUGUGUUCCUGACGUGGCUUCUCACGUUCAACAUUUUCUCAUUCCUGAUCAACUUCAGUUUUCUUGCAAUUCCUCAACUCAUUGCUUCCCAACCAAAUCACCUUUCCUUCACAAGUCUGGAGUUUUUGACCGGAGCUGGUUACUUUACAAACACGGUUCUCUACAGCGGCUUUUAUACCAACGGUACAGUAGGAAAAAUUGAGAAUGGCUCGCCGUAUUACAUGCAACUGGCUUACAUUUUCACAAUUGGGAUUUAUUUUAUCAUCUGCUUUCUGAGCUUGAUCUACAGCAUGGCGAAAUCCUUCCGUAACCACAUCGUUAUGCCUCAGAUGCACUCCCGAAACGCUGCCAAGCUUCUGUGCAUCUGGGAUUUCGGUGUGGUGGAUGAGAAAGCCGUACAGAUGAAUCAGAAAAAUAUCAGCACGCAAAUCAAGGAGGCCCUCUCCGAAAUGCACGUUGAAUCUCUAAAUCUCUCCCUGCAACAAAGGGUCCUUCGCAUCUCGCUUCAUCUGGCCAUGUGGUCUCUCUCGUUGGGUUUGGCAGUGGGUUCGUGUGCUGGCAUUUACUUCUUUUCCCUUGUCAAUUUAGAGUUAUUUCUGAAUGAGAAAAAUACCCAGCUGCAAAAUGAAGCCGCCAUGCUGAUCUUGCCUAUCGUGGUGAGCCUCUUUAACCACGUGAUGCCGUUCCUAUACUCCUUCUCCCGCUUGGUUGAAAAGUUCACCUAUCCCAGGCACCAGAUCUACACUGCUAUUAUCAGGAAUGUCAUCCUGAAAAUAUCAAUCAUUGGAAUCCUCUGCUACUACUGGCUCAACAUAGUAGCUCUAUCCAAAGUGGAGUGCUGGGAAACCUUCAUUGGCCAAGAUAUAUACCGGCUGCUUAUAGUUGACUUUGUCUGCUGCCUCCUUGGUUCGUUCUUUGGUGAAUUUCUACUACGACUUAUCGGCACGAAAUGCUGUAAAAAACUUGGCGUGCCAGAAUUUGACAUUGCUCGAAAUGUUUUGGAUUUGAUCUACGCUCAGACUUUGACCUGGAUUGGAAUCUUCUUCGCCCCUCUGCUUCCUGUCAUCCAGAUGAUAUCGUUUUUCAUAAUCAUUUGUGUGAAAAAGAUCAGCCUGCUGAAGAAUUGCCAGCCUCCACGCAAAGCUUGGCGAGGGUCGCAGAUGAACACAGUUUUUGUCUUCCUGCUCUUUUUCCCGUCUUUUGUCGGAGUCCUCUCGGUCGUCGCGGUCACUGUCUGGAGACGGAAGCCUUCAGAAACAUGUGGUCCUUUCCGAGGACUAAAAGCCCCCUUUGAAGCUAUCUCUGGUUGGAUCUCAGUCUUAUCUUCUUCCCCGAGCUCAGGAUGGGUCGUGUGGAUCUAUCACAACUUAAUCAAGAGCACCCAUUUCUUCUUCAUCCUUUCCAUCAUUGUGUUGAUGCUCAUAUACUUUUUCUUGCAAGUCAUCAAUGGACGAAAAACAAUGGUCAAACUGCUACAAGAGCAAAUUGCUAAUGCAGGCAAAGAUAAAAUGUUUCUACUGAAGAAAUUACGUGCGCUGCAAGCUUCUAAGCUGCCCCCUUUGAGAAGGCAGCCAGAGAGGGACCUGUCUCUGAACCAGCUACCUAGGGAGCAAAGCUCAAUUUUACUGCCCAGCUGCGUGGACCCCUUUCUAUGGACCGAAGAUGGAGAGUCUUCUACUGAGUCUGCUAGACACCCUGGGAUGGCCACUUUUAAUUCUGGGGCUGGCGAAAUAACCUGGAAUGCUGGACCAUCGGAUGCUCUGGUUUUGGCUUUGAGAGCCAGACAAGAGGCUGAACAAGGAAACGGAAAGCUUGAAGAAAGCUUGAAGUGGAAGUGAAGAAUGAAGUAUUGUAAUACACACAUCCCACCAAGCACUUUUUAUCUAGAAUUUUGCUAUUUGUACAAAUAAGGUAAUUGUAAAAAUGAGAAAUUUUUAAAUAAAAUUACUGGGCACUUUUACAUUUGAUGAGGUUUUAUUUUAUUAUGACUUCAGAAAAUGAAGGCACAAAAUUAUUCCUUAUGACAAGAAUCUCUCUCCACACCUCACCAAAACUUAUUGUACAAUCGAGGAAAUAGGCUUCAUUAAUUAAUUGCAUCAUGGAAAUCUGACAGUAAGGUAAUAUAAUCACCAGGAAUAAUUCCUUAAACAUCAUUAUCUUCUCUCCACAUUUAUUCCUUU
Molecule: messenger RNA, 2875 nt
Organism: Pseudonaja textilis
Lineage: Eukaryota; Metazoa; Chordata; Lepidosauria; Squamata; Elapidae
Source: RefSeq, a predicted model, not a curated record